This is a messenger RNA of Sinocyclocheilus grahami, 1119 nucleotides long. Its product is annotated as olfactory receptor 4S2-like. The transcript has 3 exons. Gene Ontology annotation, molecular function: olfactory receptor activity; G protein-coupled receptor activity; odorant binding. Lineage: Eukaryota; Metazoa; Chordata; Actinopteri; Cypriniformes; Cyprinidae. Gene Ontology annotation, cellular component: membrane. Gene Ontology annotation, biological process: detection of chemical stimulus involved in sensory perception of smell; G protein-coupled receptor signaling pathway. The record is from RefSeq and is a predicted model, not a curated record. The coding region runs from base 1 to 1119 and encodes 372 amino acids.
AUGCAUUUCCUCCGUGGCACCCUGAGGCUGAGGCCUCCGGCACGCACUAAGGUCCCGUCCUGGGAUUUGGCCAUAGUUCUAGAAGCUCUCAGUAGGCCUCCCUUUGAACCAUUGGUAGAAGUUCCAGAGAGAUUCUUCACAGUUAAGACUGUGUUUCUUUUGGCCAUCUCUUCCUUGAAGAGAGUUGGUGACUUUCAGGCCCUCUCUGUGGCCCCCUCCUUUCUGGAGUUUGCACCUGGUGUGGCUAAGGCAUUCUUAUAUCCUAAGCCAGGGUAUUUGCCUAAGGUGCCUACCGUAGUUCCACGGCCCAUUGUGGUGCAGGCUUUUUGUCCUCCUCACUUUCGAGACUCAGAACAUGAGAAGUGUAACCUGAUCUGUCCGGUCAGAGUGCUGGACACCUAUGACCACAGAGCUGCCCUGUGGAGAAGAUUCUACCCUAAAAUUUUGUCUGAUUUAAUAUUGGAUUCAUAUGUGAUUUCCUUUCAUAUGUGUUCCCUGCAAAUCUAUGUUAUCUAUAGCUCUUUACUUUCUGAGAUCACAAUAUUAACAGUGAUGGCUUAUGAUAGAUACGUAGCCAUAUGCAAACCUUUAGACUAUCAUUCCAAAUUAACUAAAAACACCUGUGUGAAAUUAAUUCUGUUCUCAUGGAUUGUUCCCAACUGCAUUUGCAUUACAGCAGUCCUGUUAUCAAACUUAAGACCUAUUUGUAAAUAUCACAUUGACAAAUUAUAUUGUGACAACUGGUCAGUUGUAAAGUUGGCCUGUGUAUCAUCUUUUGUUAAUAAUGUCUUUGGAUAUGCUAUUUCUGUUAUAUUUUUUAGCUUUAUAGUUCUUAUCAUAGUUUCCUACUUUAAACUGAUCUCUGCAUGUAAAGCAUCUUUAGAAAACAGAAAGAAAUUCUGCCAAACAUGUCUCCCACACAUAUUAUCACUGAUAAAUUUCACUAUUGCUUUGCUUUUUGAUAUCAUGUAUAGCAGAUAUGGUGCAAAUGACAUUCCAGAGAGUUUGCGAAAUUUUUUGGCUCUAGAACUGGUGAUAGUUCCGCCUGUGUUCAAUCCUCUAAUCUAUGGGUUAAAUAUUACAGUAGUGCGCACAAGAGUUUUUACUUUAUGUAAUUGA